This is a messenger RNA of Amborella trichopoda, 3125 nucleotides long. Its product is annotated as kinesin-like protein KIN-14C. Gene Ontology annotation, molecular function: ATP binding; microtubule motor activity; microtubule binding. The record is from RefSeq and is a predicted model, not a curated record. Gene Ontology annotation, biological process: microtubule-based movement. Lineage: Eukaryota; Viridiplantae; Streptophyta; Magnoliopsida; Amborellales; Amborellaceae.
CUCCUCACCUUAACGGAGAUGACCGUUGAUCCAAACCAUACAAUACUCCCAAAAAAACACCACUCCCAAUGGAAACUUGCCACUCUCCAUUAGCAAAAUAGCUAUAACACCCUAAGCUUUAGAAGACCAAAUGCCCUUACGAAUCCCCAAAAUUAACCCCAAAUUCCUGUUCUUCUCUGUAAUUACUUGUACUUUUAUGAGGGUAAAUCCGGUAAGUUUUCUGCGCGCCCGGACAUCGCCAUCCCCAUUCAAAAAAAUUCAAAUUCGACUGAGAAAAAAACCCUAACCCGGCUUAAAAAAAACCAGAACCACUCUGUGUCUCUCUUGCUGUAGCCGAAAAACCCACAAGCAUCGCGAUUGAGGAGCGAGAGUGAGAAAUUGUAGAGAGAGAAAGAGGAAGGAAAAGAUAGAUCGAGAGAGGACCAAAAGGGUUGAGAGAUAACAGAGAAAGAGAGCGGCAUUGCUUCGAGUUGAAGCCAGGGCCCCAUCUUUAGAUCCCCUCCCUCUCUUUCUCUCUCUAAAAUGACUUCAAGAAACUACACGCGACCUCCCGCUCCCAGAAGCCCGUCAAAUAAGAAGGAGAACAUUGAUGAAGUUCCAGUUGAUAAGCGACAGAAGAUAGGGCGUGACAUGUUUGGGACUGGGAAAAUGGCAGGGGCUCAACUUAGAACUAGGCAAGCUUUUUCAGUGGUUAAUUCUGGAGAAGAAAUCUCAGAUCACACUAAUGGAGGCUUAGGCAAUAGAAAUAUGGAUUGCAAUUCUGUUGAGUUUAGGCGCGAAGAUGUUGAUGCACUUCUUAAUGAGAAGAUGAAAGGGAAAAACAAAUUUGAUUACAAGGGAAAGUGUGAGCAUAUGACCGAGUACAUAAAGAGGCUUAGACAGUGCAUCAAAUGGUUUCAAGACGAACAAGAGGCCCUUCUCAUUGAGGAGGAUAAGCUCCGAAGAGAGUUGCAAUCUGCUGAGAACAAACACAAGGAAAUUGAGUCACAAAUGAAGAAAAAAGAGGAAGAGCUGACAGAUACAGUUGCAGAACUGAGAACAAGUCUCACUACUCUUCAGGAGAAGUUCGCAAAUGAAGAAUCGGAUAAACUGGCCGCUCUGGAUUCUUCACGAAAAGAAAUUGAGGCAAGAUUGGCUGCUGAAAAGACGAUUGCUUCUCUUUCCGAAGAGUUGGAGAAGGCUCAUCAAGAGUUGGUGAAUUUGAAUCAACAGAUGUCAAAUCUACAAGAGUGUAACAAAAGGUUACAAGAAUAUAAUGCAAGUUUGCAACAGUAUAACAGUAAACUUCAGACAGAUGCCGCAGCUGCUAACGAGUCCAUAUCACGGAUUCAAAAAGAGAAGAAUGCUAUGAUGGAAACUCUGAGCACUAACAGAGGUCUUUCUACUUCGUUACAAGAGAAGCUCAAUGCAUCUAAAGCCUCUGAACAAGAAGCUUUGAUCCAGAAGAAGUUACUGAUGGAGGAAGCAGGACGGCUCAGGGGGGAAAUGCGACAAUUAAAAGAAGACAAAGAUAAUCAGUUGUCCCAAGUGGAGGCAUUGACAGCUGAAGUAGCCAGGUACAAAGAGUGUACUGGAAGAUCUACUGCAGAGAUGACCUUUCUUGCAUCAAAGACAACUCAACUGGAGGAGAGUUAUUCAUCUCAGAAGGAACAAAUAAAAUUUUUGCAGCAGCAGCUUGCAGCUGCUCAGGAGAAAUUACAGAUGGCAGACGUCAUAACCUCUCAAAAGAAUUCGGAGUUUGCAGAAAAUAAGAAAAUGCUGGAGGAGUUACAGAACCGUUUAUCUGAAGCAGAAAUUCAAAUUUUUGAGGGGGAGUUACUGCGAAGAAGAUUGCAUAAUACGAUUCUGGAAUUGAAAGGUAACAUACGGGUCUUCUGCCGGGUGCGCCCUAUGCUGCCUGAUGAUGACUGCGCAGGCACUCCUGUCAUAGCAUAUCCUUCGUCAACUGAAUUGCAGGGGCGGGGUAUUGAGUUGAUACAAAAUUCAGGGCAGAAACAUUCAUUUAGUUUUGACAAGGUUUUCAACCAUGAUGCUACCCAAGAAGAUGUCUUCGUCGAAAUCUCUCAACUUGUUCAGAGUGCUCUUGAUGGAUAUAAGGUUUGCAUCUUUGCGUAUGGACAAACUGGCUCUGGAAAAACGUAUACCAUGAUGGGAAGGCCAGAUACCCCAGAACAAAAAGGCCUUAUACCUCGCUCUUUAGAACAAAUAUUUCAAACUAGCCAAGCACUUUCUUCGCAAGGGUGGACUUUUAGAAUGCAGGCAUCAAUGUUGGAGAUCUACAAUGAAACGAUUCGAGAUUUGUUAGCAGCUAAUCGUGAAGUGUCUCGAACUGAGAAUGGUGUGUCAACGAAAUAUAUUAUUAAACAUGAUAAUGGCAACACGGUUGUGUCUGAUCUCACAGUUGUAGAUGUUGUAAGUUUGAGAGAGGUUUCCUCCCUUCUACACCGUGCUGCGCAAAGCAGGUCUGUAGGUCGGACACAAAUGAAUGAGCAAUCAUCAAGGAGUCAUUUUGUGUUCACUCUACGAAUAUCUGGGGUCAAUGAGAGCACAGAACAGCAAGUACAGGGAGUGUUAAACUUGAUUGACUUAGCUGGUAGUGAGCGGUUGUCAAAGAGUGGCUCAACAGGGGACCGUCUCAAAGAAACUCAGGCAAUAAAUAAGAGUUUGUCAUGCCUUGGAGAUGUGAUUGUGGCGAUUUCGAACAGAGAGUCCCAUGUUCCUUUCCGGAAUUCCAAGCUCACCUACCUUCUCCAGUCUUGCUUGGGUGGAGAUUCAAAGACGCUGAUGUUUGUCAACAUAUCACCUGAGCCAUCUUCGAUGAAUGAAUCCCUAUGUUCUCUUCGGUUUGCUUCCAAAGUAAAUGCUUGUGAAAUUGGUGUUCCCCGACGUCAGACCCACAUGCGCCCUCUAGAUUCUCGACUGAGUGUCAGCUGAAUGGCAACUGUGGGUGAUCUCUUUUUUCGAGAUGAUAGUAAUUAUGUGGAAGCUAGUUUUAGGUGUAUGUUGUAUAAUUGAUGAAAAAGUUGCGUAUUUGUAACUUUUGGAUGACACUCUUGUGCCCAUGUUAGGGCAGUAAAAGCCAUUGAUUGUGGUCUCAAUUCCGGUUAAUCAUCUGUUGUGCAAAA